AUGAACCCCAAAGAGCUAGCCACUGGGUCCAGCAACAUGGAGCUCAUGGGCGCCCUUACAAGAGUCACAGUCGGAGCGGCGUCUCUCAGCAGUACCCCCAAGAUUCUCAGUGGCACCGGUGGGGCCAAUGGGUUCCUCCCUGGUGGCCACCCCUGCCCCCACCCCCACUCUCAGCCCUGGCGGGGAGCCCUACGAGUGCAGGGGCGGCUGCUCUGUGGGGAAGCCCUGAUCCGGCCAAGAUGGGUCCCCACUGCAGCACGUUGUCUAAAGGAUGUCUAUCUCUGUCAAUUUCUCUUUUUUCCUCUCUCUGUGUUUGUCUCCUUAUCUCUGUUUCUAUUGCUCUGUCUCACCCUCCCUCCAUCUUCCUAUCUCUCUUCAUCUCUGCCUCCGUGUGUGUCUCUCCUUUUGUUUAGGACCCCCUCCCUCUCUCUGUCUCCCACUCAGGGCGACGCCAGGGGUCCCGUGAUCUGUAAUGGAACGCUCUAUGACAUCGUCUCCUGGGGAGACUUCCCAUGUGGACAGCCCAACCGGCCUGGUGUCUACACCCGAGUCUCUCAGUGUGUUACACGGAUCCAAGAAGCAAUCCGAACACGGAAGACUCGGGAGUAGAAAUGGGUGAAGGGCCCACAAUAA
This is a messenger RNA of Kogia breviceps (pygmy sperm whale), 633 nucleotides long. The record is from RefSeq and is a predicted model, not a curated record. NCBI's taxonomy places the organism in Eukaryota, Metazoa, Chordata, Mammalia, Artiodactyla, Physeteridae.